ACCCCUCUGUCCAAAUAUACCACGUUCAUCGCCACUCCUCUGUCUAAGUAUGCCACAUUCACCGUCACCCCUCUGUCCAUGUAUGCCACGUCCACCGCCACCCCUCUGUCCAUGUAUACCACGUCCACCGCCACCCCUCUGCCCAAGUAUGCCACGUCCACCGCCACCCCUCUGUCCAAGUAUGCCACGUCCACCGCCACCCCUCUGUCCAAGUAUACCACGUCCACCGCCACCCCUCUGUCCAGGUAUAGCACGUCCACCACCACCCCUCUGUCCAGGUAUACCACGUCCACUGCCACUCCUCUGUCCAAGUAAGCCACGUCCCAUCGCCACUCCUCUGUCCAAGUAAGCCACGUCCACCGCCACUCCUCUGUCCAAGUAUGCCACGUCCACCGCCGCCCCUCUGCCCAGGUAUACCACAUCCACCUCCACUCCUCUGUCCAAAUAUACCACGUUCACCGCCGUCCCUCUGUCUAAGUAUGCCACGUCCACCGCCACCCUUCUGUCCAAGUAUGCCACGUCCACCGCCACCCCUCUGUUCAAGGUUGUUCUCACCUCUUCACAAAAAGAAAUCAAAUUUGUUUGACAACUUCUGUCUUUUAUUAAUCCAUGCUGUCUGUUGCUUAA
Messenger RNA from Staurois parvus, 627 nucleotides. NCBI's taxonomy places the organism in Eukaryota, Metazoa, Chordata, Amphibia, Anura, Ranidae. The record is from the annotation of a GenBank genome assembly.